Molecule: messenger RNA, 2452 nt
Organism: Jaculus jaculus (lesser Egyptian jerboa)
Lineage: Eukaryota; Metazoa; Chordata; Mammalia; Rodentia; Dipodidae
Gene: Pik3ip1
Product: phosphoinositide-3-kinase interacting protein 1
Exons: 6
Coding region: 190-1008 (272 amino acids)
Source: RefSeq, a predicted model, not a curated record
CGCUGCAGCAAGCUGGCUGGGAAGUUCCCAGUUCUAGAGAGAGGCUGUUUACCAGAAAAGCAUAACAAGGGCAGGUCUGACUGCUGCACGGGCUGGGGCUGAGGAGCAAAGCCGCUGCCAAGGAGACCCUAGUUGGACGGCCGGGCACUGGUUGUUUGUUCAAUCACCUGCAAGACGGAGGAGGCAAGGAUGCUGUUGUCCUGGGUACACAUAUUCCUUUUCAGCAACAUGCUUCUUGCAGAAACCUAUGGCUCUGGAGGUUGCUUCUGGGACAACGGCCACCUGUACCGGCAGGACCAGCCCUCGCCUGCGCCGGGGCUCCGCUGUCUCAACUGGCUGGAGGCGCAGGGCGGCCUGGACUCGGCGGAAGGGGAGUCCAACAUCAGUAACCACAACUACUGCCGGAACCCCGACCACGACCCACGCGGGCCCUGGUGCUACGUCCGAAGCGAGGCAGGCACCCCCGAAAAGAGAUCUUGCGAGCAUGUGCGCUGCGCAGAGACCACUUCCCAAGCACCACCAGCUUCCACAACAGAGCCGGAGGAGACGUCCAAGGUGACAGAUGAUGGUGAUGAUGAUGAUGAUGAUGAUGACGCAGUACAACUGUUCCCUCCUGCCAACGCCCUCCCUGCCCGGAGCGAGGCAGCAGCUGUGCAGCCGGUGAUUGGGAUCAGUCAGCAUGUGAGGAUGAACUCCAAGGAGAAGAAGGACCUUGGGAUUCUGGGCUACGUGGUGGGCGUGACCAUGAUGGUGAUCAUUAUUGCCAUUGGAGUUGGCAUCAUCUUGGGCUACACCUAUAAGAGGGCAAAGGACUUCAGGGAGCAGCGCGAGCAGAAGGCGUGUGAGAGGGAGAUGCAGCGGAUCACCUUGCCCUUGUCUGCCUUCACCAACCCCACCUGUGAGAUUGUGGAUGAGAAGACUGUCACUGUGCACAGCAACCAGACUCCCGUGGACCUGCAGGAGGGCAGCACCCUCCUCGUGGGCCAAGCUGGCACCCCUGGGGCCUGAGCCUGUUCGGUGGGCAGGAGCCCAUGCAGACACUGCGCAGGACAGCCCACCCUCCUACAGCUGGGAGGGGCUACAUUUUGUGUUGUGGUUAACCCUACACCCUGAUUUUGUUUUCCAUGACAGAAGCAGGUAGUGCUGCCAGUGAGGGCCAGGAGGUGGGGGUAGAAUGUUCUUUUUCAUUCCUUGGAGAAGGAUUUUUGCCUGUAGAUGGAGACUGGCACAGCUCCCACAGUGGUGAUGCUGCGGCUAGUAAGGGCUUCCAGACAUUGCCUGCACCCCUGGAACCGGACCAGGGACAAUGGGGAGCUUCCUGGGCUCCUUCCUCUAUGUUACCCUCCAAGACGGCUUCAGUUCCCACCUUUCCACUGGGUCAUAUAAUUAAGGUCAAGCAGGUCAAGAGGCAGUACUGAAAACAAAAAGUAUCUGGGAUGGAAGUCCCUAUGGACUCCUGAGACCCGGAAACGAGUUUGUACAAAAAGCCAGAACUUGGGGCUGAGGAUGGGAUCUAGACCAGGGGCUGCUGGGUGCGCUCCAGCUUGCUGGCAGUGAUGUGCCUUGAAAACCUUGGGCCGGGCCAGGCCUGGGCCCAGGACUCUUCAUUUCGUAAGGAAAGGAAGAGAAGAAUUGCACUAAACAUUCCAUUUAGGAAGUCAAGGAAGAAUCCGCUUCUGCCUUAGGUCACAGGACAGAUGCAGACCUGGGUGUCCUAGACUUGUCUCUAUCUUCUGGGGUGGAUGCACCAGUAACAGAGCAGCAGGCUAGCCCACAGGAAUUACAUACUGCGGGGUGUGGUGAGCUGCUUCUGAGAAGUAAACCUGGGAACUGGGUGUACAGGCAGGGCAGUAGAGGCUUCCCCCUGCAGGGUAUGGUGGUGUGCAGGUAGCCCUGUGGCCACUGGGUUCUGGCACCUUCUGUGGAGCUAGCUAGAGUCACAACCUGUAACUUGUGAAGCAGUCAUGAAACUAUUAUUGGAAAACUCCUUAAGAUUCAAGUCUUUCAGGGAUGAGCCCAGAGGGAAAAUGACUUGCCCAAGGUCAGAGAGCAAACUUCUGAAUGGCCAGGAGAAAUGUUCCUGAGGGCAGGGGACAGCGUUUCUGUUUCUCUGCCAUGCUGUGCUCUCGGGUCUGGGCGUCUCCACACCUCCAUGUCUCUUGGAGGCCAUGGCAGUGCUCCCAGCCAGAGCUCUUCAUGGAGAGGGGAGGAGUGGGGCCCAGUCCCCACAGAAGGUGGCUCCCUGGAACUAUUUGUUACGGGCACCCAGACCUCAGGGGCCCCGUGGUGUUAGUGACUAGUGAUGCCGGAGAAGAGAACAUUACUGGUUUCUACUUUUCUACAAAAGCAUUUCUCUGUAGACACAUUUUAUAUACCUCAUUCUGACACCUGUGUAUAAAGUCAGGGAAAAUGCCACAUUUGACUUAUAAACAAAACAAUUUCAUGUUGCCAA